AUGGAUGUAGAUUCGCCGGCAGACACACCGAGGACAAAACUCCAGAUUGCAGCUAUUUUGGUAGCCUUGAAUCUCGCUCUGUUCGUCGCAGCCUUAGAUCAAACGAUUGUCUCAACGGCACUACCGACCAUCGCCUCUGAGCUCCAUUCUGCCAGUGGCUAUACAUGGGUUGGCUCAGCAUAUCUACUCGCUAAUGCCGCCGCCGCACCCAUCUGGGCCAAAUUAUCAGACAUCUGGGGCAGGAAGCUCAUCCUCUUGGUAUCGGUAGCGUGGUUCUUCGUAAGCUCCAUCAUAUGCGCCACUGCACCCAGCAUGUCCGUCUUGAUUGCCGGACGUGCUCUCCAAGGUGUGGGUGGUGGAGCACUGAUCCAAGUUACCAUCAUUACAAUCUCAGACUUGUUCAGCAUGAGACUUCGCACCUUGUUUAUUGGACUCAUGGAGUUCAUGUGGGCUCUUGCUGGCGGUAUUGGUCCCAUCGUGGGAGGUGUCUUUUCUGAGACUGUUUCUUGGAGAUGGUGUUUCUGGGUCAAUCUGCCCAUCUCUGGAACAGCUUUCGUCCUGCUUCUCUUCUUCCUGGAUGUUCACAACCCCAGAACAAAGGUCGUCGAAGGCAUCAUGGCAAUCGACUUUUUGGGAAGCCUGUGUAUCCUAGGAUUAACACUCAUGUUACUCCUCGGUCUCGACUUUGGCGGUGUGAUCUUCCCCUGGUCAUCACCAAAAGUCAUCUGUCUGAUCGUCUUCGGCGUCGUAAUGGGCGGUCUUUUCAUCUUGAGCGAGAAGAAAGUCGCUCGCUACCCUCUGAUGCCAUUAGGCGUAUUCAGCCACCCCUCAAACAUUGCAGUUCUCGUGGUGACUUUCUGCCAUGGCUUCCUCUUCAUCGCAGCCGAAUACUUCUUGCCCCUGUACUUCCAAUCCGUCAAGCAAGCUUCUCCCAUCCACUCGGGAAUCUACAUUUUACCACUCACCCUGUGCGAAGCAUUCAUGGGCAUCAUGUCCGGCAUAAUCAUCCACCGAACAGGCCGCUACCAAGAACUCAUCUGGACGGGCAUGGCUUUGUGCACCCUAGGCAUGGGUCUCUACAUCUACAUCGAUGCCUCCACACCUCUAGCCACUAUUCUCGGUCUCGAAGUCGUUGAAGGCUUGGGCGCAGGAAUGCUGUUUGAACCUCCUUUGAUUGCUAUGCAGGCGUUGGUGAAACAGGAUGAUGUGGCUACUGCGACGGCAACGUUGGGUUUCAUUCGUAACCUUGCGACUUCAAUGUCCAUCGUCAUCGCUGGGGUUGUGAUUCAAAACUCCAUGGCUUCUCGAUCUUCGGCUCUUGCUGCCGCUGGCCUUUCGCCAAAACUUCUCGCUGACUUUACUGGUGGAGAUGCAUCCGCGAACGUAGAAAUGAUCAAGGAUAUCGUGGAUGUGGGACAGAGGAACGCAGUCAAGGAAGCUUUUGCGUUUAGUCUGCAGAGAACGUGGAUCCUGAUGACGGCCGUCAGUGCCUUUGGGCUGGUGGCGAGCUUCUUCAUCGUCAAGUCUCAUUUGAGCAAGGAGCAUACCGAGACCAAGACGGGUAUAAAGGAGAAGGAGCAGCCGACUUCUACCUGA
This is a messenger RNA of Aureobasidium namibiae CBS 147.97, 1596 nucleotides long. RefSeq names its product putative MFS transporter. Gene Ontology annotation, biological process: transmembrane transport. Gene Ontology annotation, molecular function: transmembrane transporter activity. Lineage: Eukaryota; Fungi; Ascomycota; Dothideomycetes; Dothideales; Saccotheciaceae. The record is from RefSeq and is a predicted model, not a curated record. The transcript is spliced from 5 exons. Bases 1 to 1596 code for a protein of 531 amino acids.